CCAAAGACACAUGGAGUCGUCCCUGUAGGAAGCGCGACAAUGUUUUGGAACAAAAUCUUGCACGAAUGUCAUUUGAAAUGGAGAAUUUGUUCGACAAACUGAUACAGAGCGGCUCCAUUGGAUCCGAUGGCAUUGCUGACAAUCAGCACACGGACAAGACCGCCUCUGUCCUGGGGAAAACCCCACCGAAAAAAGAGGAAGAGGACUCUGUUGCUCCUAGCCCUGUUGUGUCACGUAGGGGGUCCUCGAUAGACAGUGAUUUGGCUACAGACGAUAUAGAUGGCCUGAAGAAAUUCACUAUCCCGAAGCAAAAUAAGAAAGGUCUCCUAGAAGUAGUUGACCUCGGCUCCAGAGAAUAUCUCCAAGACCUCUAUCCACUGAUACAGAGGAGUUUUAGGGAUCCCGCAGCAGAGAAGAAUUUUAAAUUCACCAAAGCAUGGCUGGUUCACAAUAAAUUAUUACAGAAGGUGUUUUAUGAGAAAAGGAAAGAGUUGACAGGACGUGAAGUACAAACCAGCUAUGCCUUCUUGUGUAGUACGUCACAAAGUGAGGUGAACAGAAUAUGCUCCCAGGGAGUUAACAUUGGGAAUUGCAGUACAUCAUGUUUGGGGAAUCCAGAAAUGGGUGUCAGCCUCUGCCGUCACGCAGAUAUUGUUCGCCAGGUACCUAUGCAGUUCGGAUUCUCUGCAAAGCUAAUUAUAUUUAAGAUCAUGAAGGGGAAAACCAUGCGUAUGUUGGAGAGUAGUGCUCACUUGGACCCCACCCCCAACUGUGACUGUCAUGUCUCCAAGACAGCCAACUCCUUUAACUUGAGUGCAGUGACCAUGCUGCAGGCCUUCCAGUCUACCCAGAUUUACCUGUAUGAAUAUGGAGACCUUGGCAUUGAACAGCGUCCACGUCAGGUUUUACCACACGCCGUAGUGGAGUUCACUUACAUACCAGACUCCACUUCACAGUCAAGCACAAAAUCCAGCAAUGUUGCAGCUAAGUCCAGUGUAGCAAAGUCUGCCAAAAAACCCACCAGCAAAAGGUUUGUUUUUCUUGCCGACCACAGCAGAGUUGGGGAUACUAACAAACAGCAGGGAGGUGGCCCAAUAAGUCCCAUGACUAACCACCCAAAACGCUCCUUAAAACAAGGACCUCUCAGUAGGAAAGUUGGACAGCUCCCCUCAGUAUCAGAGGGUGUGGCCUCCACCCCCAGUCAAAACAACCCCCCAGUCCGUAGCAGGUCUGGUAGUCAGUCAAAAAUGGCAUCUUCCAAUGUCACUACGAGAUAUGUUAAUGACUGUAAUCUUAGUGGUAGUAGUAGCAACUCUGUUCAACCCUUGUGGGGGAAACGUAUAUCUAAGACCCCAGAUAAGCCUGCUUUUGCAGCUGGUUCUCAGACUAAGAAACCUAAGCCGACUUUAAAUGGUCCAAAAAGUCCUGUCUUGCCGCGCAGACUUCCCAGUACUGUACCCAAGUCCCCCCAGCAUGUGCUGCCCUCUGUAGGUGCUGCUAAGUCCCAGAAUCCCUCACAAGGAAGUUGGUUUCCAGUAUCAGCUGAUAAAAGCACAACUAAAAGUAAAGAUGUUGCAGUGCCAUCAGUUUCUUCUGGUUCCCAGUCAAGUCCAGUGGUUUCUGCAGACAAAAUAAGUGCCCAUCCCUGUUUAAGGUCCCCAGCCAGACGUACUAGUGAUGAGCCUACGAAGGAAACAGCAUCUGAAAUUCAGGUUCUUCAAGCAAGGACAACAUUGCAUGACGGAGAAUCCGUUAAGCCAAGCGGAACUAAGAAUCUUGAUGUGCUUACAGAAGUGAAGGCAAAUUCUAAGGCUCUGGACACAGACAUGGGCACACAGAGGGAACUGUUACUUCCAGUACGUACACAGAAUGAUAUGUCUGUCAAUGAAGGGACAACGCAGAUAAAAACCAUACUAGACAAACCAGCAGAGUUGCCCAAAACACCUGUUCAAAUGCUCUCACCAAAGUCUCCCACACCACAGAGGCAGACGACAACUGAUUUUUCCAUCAGUACCUCACAAACUGCCACCUAUAUUAACCCAGCACCAGAUGUUUCUAGUAGCACUGUAACUGCCAGCGAAUGCUCUGUUUUGCAGUCUAUAACAGUGCCAUCACUGAAACAGACUCGACCUCAUGUCAAACAAGAAGCUCCAAGAUCUAUUAAUACUGUAUAUGAUUUAGAGAGAGUGUUUUCACAGCUAAAGACAGUGGCUCAAAAGCCUCCAGUUUUGCCAAAUACUACCAAAAGGAGCAUGCAGGAGAACAGGACAGAGCUUUAUCAAAAUUUAAUGAAUUAUCUGGGCAUAGGUGGCACAAGCAAAACCCUGCAUUUUGGCACUAGUCGCAUGGGAUCCAUGACUCAACUGAACAGUGGGAAAAAAAUAGCUGCAAGUAGUCAACUGGACUCUGCUGGACAAAUAGGUUCUAACAGUCAACUAGGCUCUAGCGGUCAACUGGACUUAAUUAGGCAAGUAGGUUCUGGUGGUCAACUGGGCUCUACAAGGCAAAUAGGUUCUGCCAGUCAACUGGGCUCUACAAGGCAAAUAGGUUCUGGCAGUCAGCUACCAUCCAGUGGGCAAUUAGUCUCUGGCAGUCAACUGGGCUUUGCUGGGCAACUAGGUUCUGGCAGUCAACUGGGCUCUGCUGGACAACUAGGUUCUGGCAUUCAACUGGGCUCUGCUGGGCAACUAGGUUCUGGCAGUCAACUGGGCUCUGCUGGGCAACUAGGUUCUGGCAGUCAACUGGGCUCUGCUGGACAACUAGGUUCUGGCAGUCAACUGGGCUCUGCUGAACAACUAGGUUCCAACACUCAGCUUGGCAGAAGCAAUAAACUUGGACCAACAUAUCAGGCAGACAUGUUAGGUUUGACCAAUCAGAUGGCACAAGUAAAGGAAGCUGAAAUGCAAAUAAGGCCUGAAGGUCCUGUAAGACAGAACAGUGACAGUGACACUAACAGUAGUUGUCUGGAAGUAGAAGUAGAAUAUCAGCAGAAAUUAGAGAGAGGAGUAAAAGGUACAGUUGGGUUCACCUCACAUCGUCCCCCUCUUCUUAGCACUCCACCAGGAUCACAACCAAUUGGCGGUGCCCCACAGGAAAGAAAGGAGGAACAGUAUGGUGAAAUGACAUUUUCUUCACACGGACAGUGUUUGCCACCACAGGCUGGGCAAAAUGUUCAUUCCCAUUUCUCUGAGAAGGGAGCACCACAAACUCAACCCCCGUUUACCAAACUGAUGGCGCCACAAGUCCAAUCCCAGGUUACUGAACAGAUGGCGCCAGCUUUUCAGCCUCCACUUACUCAGCAGGUUGCACCACAGGUUCAAAAGCAGUUUACUCAAAAGGUGGCACCACUAUUGCAGUCGCAAUUAAGUCAUCAGGCUGAGCCACAUGCCAAUGUUGCACAGAAGGAGAGAACUGACAUCCAGACGCAAUUUUUUGAACAAGUUCAGACACAACUAAGUCAAAGGAGGACAUCUGACUCUGACCACCAGGCACUGAUUUCACAAACAAAGAAGCUGCUUGUGGACACAGACCCUCACGGUGUUACACAGCCGGAGACGCGUCCAGUGUCAGGGCCAGUCUUGGGGACAAUGGACAUGGGACAGCAGGUGUCCGAGGACCCUAAACCCAGGGGAGUGCUGAUUUGGAGGGGGGAGGUCAGCAACAGGGGAGGGUUCCUUUGUGGAGUGGAGAUGAUCUCUUAUGGUCUGUGUGUUAAGCCAGCACGCAUUGGGAACACUAUGAACAUAAGCACCCAGAUGUCUGUGAAGAAGGUGACCCAGCGCUACCUGACUGGACUGGUGAUGGACAGGCACCAUGAAGUCAUUAACAAUGGGUUCUUUUACAACUACUGUGAACUGCGACCUCAGGGCGGCUGCCAGAACAAGUUUAACAGUCUUCUGGCUGUGCUGCUCAGGAAGGAUGCUGCCAUCAUUGUAAAAAUAGAAGAAGCAGAUGCUCUACUUUUUCCUAAUUGUGAAGCAACACACAGAUUGGGACUGUCAACCCCCAGUGAGCAGCGUAUGGCACUUCACUGUGUUUUUAUUUCUGAGAAAUCCAGAGUUGAGGCAAUGAGAGACAAAGUAGUCAGGUCGCCUCCUGCGCACAGAUCAAAUUUACGGCAUGCACAAAGGAGCCUGACUAUGUCACUAGGGGGCUCUGGUAGAUACAAGACAGGACAAACUCAGUCUGGUACAUGUACUAAUCGACAAAGCCAUGAUUAUACACCGCCUGUAGCAGCUGAAGAAGACAGACCGUCACAAGCAGUCAGGGUGGAUUUCAGCCGGGCAUUUGGAGGUUCCUAUGACACCACUGGUCUUCGUCAAGACGCCAGCGGCAGUACCUGGAACCAUCCUUUUGCCCCAGGUUUCCCAUCGCAACCACCAGGGGUCAGCCCUGUACAGGGUCUGCGAGAUGCUUCAGGAGAUCAGUUCCGGCUGCCACCAAAACUCACUCGCACUCCACACGUUCCCUUGGACCAUUUUGACACAGGGUUUAAUAGUCAAGUUGUUUCCGGUGCUCUUUUGAUGGACACCAAGUUAGAGAAGGGGUUCCAGGACCAAGGCAUUAUGCAAAAUAACCGAAACCUGGCCAUAGCACGAGGGACAUACCAGUUCAAGGAGCCAAUCCCAAAAAGUCUGAUAACAUUCCCCUCUACAAUAGGUGGCACCACUGGACAGAGCCAGCUGAUGACAUCUGUCCAACAAGUGCAGGCGCCAUCUAUAGUUCAAGCACAACAAAAAGAUAUGAGUGUAUCAUUCCAGUCAUCAGUAGGAAAUACAUCAUACACAAGCCCGAGCCCUUCUACUUCAUCUUCCUAUAUUAAAUCAGAUACAGUCCAGUCCAGCUUGUCUCUAGCUUCGCAAAACAAUAUAUCAUCCAUUAGUAUGCCCUCUAUAGCAUCACCACAGACUCUUGAUGGUUUAGCGCCACCUGGUGGUUCGAACUUGUUAACCUCUCCAAGGCUCAUCCCCAGCAGCCCUGGGGUUGGCGUGAACCCACCCCUGGGGAUAUCCUCCAGACCGGGCCCCUCCCCUAAAGAGGGAGAACUGACCCACAAGUCCAUCUCUGUUCUCAUCAAUCAGCUGACGGAGAACAUCGAGCAGCUUCAGGCUCAGCAGAAACUGUUGAUAGAACAAAGGAAAAUGACACCGCCUCAGACACCACCACGGACACCCACUGGUGAGCAGGACCUCUCUCCAGCAUCCCUGUAUAAAAGGUCCAGGGACCCAAGGAUGGCCAAGGGGAUGUUCAGGUCACCAGAUGGAGCAACAGUCGAGAUGAGGUCACCUCCUGUGGCUUACAUAUCAAACAGCGGGGGUCGGGAUCAGCAAACCCAACCGAUGGACAUCACCAUGGUUAAAAGUGAUAGUGAUUUUGCUGAGACGGUCCCCCAUUCCAGUGAUGCUAAGUCCUCCAUUGUUGUGUCACAAACGGGAGCAGGUGCUCUGAGGACAGCUACCAGUAGUCAGCAUUCGGAUUUAGUAAAGAGCCCCUCUGUCGGAAACCCAGCCAGCACAAGUACCUGCAAGACAGCCAUAGCCAAUACCAACAAGACCAGUGUCACUAUCACUCAGACUACAUUGAGACCAGCAGUCAGCUCUACACUGACUUCAGCAGGCCUGUUGACCAGCCCCGCUCAGACCACGGGGAGAUCGUCGGUCAGUACAACACAGGCCAUGUCCAUCAGUACUGGUCCAAUAGUCAGCUUGACCACUCCAGCCAAGGUGGACAGUCCUAUUAUGAAGGAUACCAUGACAACGGUAUCAGUGGAGAGAGGUUUGAGCAGCACAACGGGUACCACUAUGAGCAGUAUGAGCAAUAUAGAAAUGGUUCGAUCUACUCAGAAGACACACAUGGCUUUGAAUAUGGCGUCUAACACAGAGGGGCUGACUUCAACAACUAUGAAAACAGGACUUGAUAACGAAAAGUCCAAAGGUCACAAAGACCUUUCUAAAGGUGGAAAUAAUACAAACCUAAGUCAAAAAAUAGAUUAUACAAAAAGACAAAACUACCCAGUUGAAUCUCCUACAAAAGAGAGUAUCAGGGACAUCCAGCUGCCUCCUGGCAGUCCCAAAUAUCCCAGUCCCAGGAUUUUUCCCCCAGGGGGAGCCACCCAGGGGAUGGGUAAAACUCUUAACAGUGGCAUUUCUCUAGAAAAGAAAGUAUUUCCUUCUAUUAGUUCAAGGGAUCCAAGAGUAGUUUCUCAGGUUACUGCUCAGACAGCAGGAUCUGUACCACAGACUAUCCAAUCACUCACGAAAGACAGACAUCUUUCUGGGGAGGAAAAGAUUAGUGAUACUAGAAAUGUUAGUUCUUUAUCAGAUGUGGAAGCAGACAAGAUUGUAAAACGUAUUCCAAGAACAGUUAGUCAGGAUUCGAGGAAUGCCACAGAAAUUGAUAUGAAAAAGCAAUAUCCUUCUGCAGAUACACAGUCCACUGUAACCACUGAUAAACAGAAGGAAGUACAGUCACAACAAACACACUUGUCAAAUCUCAAUACUCGAAACAACUUGUCUGACAGCACAAGCAGAUCUAAAGCACCGACUUCCGAACAGCAGAAACUUUCCAGCAAAGUGACACCUGUGGCCAUUUCUCCUGGUAUUGGAUCGAAUAGCCAGACCUCGCAAAGUAAAAGAGAUGCAGACUAUAUUGAGAGUGCUGACGACAUGAGAGCUCUACUGGACAGCACCAUUACCGUGGCAACCACAGACAUGGCUGCCAGUCCUUCACCAGUAAAAACUGUGGACCCUCCUUUUAAGAAAAAGGAGCUUUUGGUGAAGAACUCUGAACCUGGGGAUAAAAAGGAGGAAGUUUCUGUUAAGAUUGGUGGAAAGCCACAAGUCAAAUCUAUAUCAGCAUCCAGUAAACAGGCAGAAUUGUUACGUGAAAAGGCUGAAAAGUCUCUAGAAAAGGGAGGCAUGUUGGCUAAGACCGUACCACCCAGUGCUACGUCGCUCUCUGCCACUACUAGCAGCACGGGCACUGUCACAGGCAGCCAGAAGAGCGGUAUCAAGUCCAUGGAUACCAAACAGAACAUUAUGAAAAAUUUCCGCAUUCCAAAGAUAUCUGAGGGAUGUGCCCCUACAACCAUUCCGUUUGAAAUUCCGCGGUUGGCCGAGUCCAUUCCAGUGCCAUCAGCAGUGGAGACAGAAGGUGUUGAGAAGAAAGUGAAGGAGACAGGAGAGAUGAGAGAUGGGAAACCUGUUGGCCUGCAGGAAAAGAGAUGUGGUCCAAUGCUGGGAUCAAGGCCAUUUCUUAGUGAGGAACCAGCAAACAAGAAAGCCAAGCCCAGCUCUUCAGGUUCUACUGAUACCCAUAAGUCUCUGCCCAAGAUGGUGCUGGCCAGUCUUACCAAAUCCAACAGAAUAGAUGACAGUGAGUUGUCAGAGAACGAGGCCCCGAAAGAGUUCAAAGGGCUGGGCAGCUUAGGGGGGUCUUUUAAAGUAACCAUAACAAAGACAGAGACACCAACCAGGUCUAGCGGCCUGAAAAAGAACUUAGCUUUGAAAAAAGCAAUCAUGUUUCUCACGUCCAUCGCACCAAGGUACAACAACUUUACCCAUCCUAUACAAGAUGAAGAGCUAGCAGCCUGCCGGGCGGGGGCAUUUUCCAAUGUCCAUAUUAAAGUGGGCAACGAUGGUCAUCACGAUGUGACGGUGACUUUUCAUCAAGAUGUGGAUGACCAGGGAAGUGACCAGAAGGCACUGACAAGUGACCCCAUUGAGGUGUUGGCCACCACAGUAAGGGAGGCAAUACACAAAAAGAGCACCCUGCAGCUGAGUGCCACAGAGCUUUACAUGCAAAACCUGACCAACAUUGCUGUGCACCACUUGAUGCCAGAUGAGGAAUCUUCAAGUCCUGAACCAGAACAGUGCCUGGGUGAUACACAAGGGAAUAUCAGCUCUGAUGUGUCUAGUGUUGUGGAGGAGAAAAGGGAACCAGCAGUUUUGAGCAAGGGAAAAGUAGUGGAACACCUCACAGAAGGGCAUGGGCCAUUUGGGAUGAUGUCUCCAUCUCAGGAUGCCACAGUGUCCUCAAGUAUGGGGACACCUCCGAAAACAUUUCAAAUUCAGACCACAAAAAUGAGUGCUGAAAUGCCCACCAAAUUGGCCAUGCCACAGCUUCCAUGUUCACCUAUCAGAUCCUCCCCUGCUGGCACACCCACCAAGGUCACCAAGGUCACUGGGGCGCCACUGGAGUCCACGCCACUCAAGACAGGACCAAGUCUAUGUGGACCUGAGAUUCAGACUGAAGGAAAACCAUCUACAGAGAAAAAUAAUGAUAUCACAGAUCUGGUAUCACCUAAAGGAGACGGCAGGAAGGUCAGGGUUGAAGAAGAGGCUCAUGGGGUUGACCAGCCACUGGCUAAGUCACCGUCUGUGUCCAUGGUCUCAGUGGAUAGACAGAAGAGAAGACACCAUCCCUACCUGCCCAGCCUUCCUAAACCAGAAGUCAAGAGUUUUAUACCUGCAAGUGACCUCCAAGAACUCAUGCAAUCUCUGCAUUCUGCCGCCUUCAAAGGCCGCCGGCAGGCUGCUUGUAAUGCCGAUAGUCUCUUCCUGCAGAGGCUUGCUAAAAAGCUAGUGCGUGGUGCCUCUCCUCGCUUUGCUGGCUUUGAUUUCUUGCAAAAGAUGUGCAAGGAUGGUUCUAGUCUGUCACGCUCUGGGAAUGAUGAAGAUGAAUCACAGCCUAUAAAACCCAGUGACAUCCCAGACUUUGAGAGGCGUAAGGAGCUGACCAGACAGUUGGAUGCUGAGUUGGAGCGCCAGCCAGAAGUAGAUAAUGAAGGGGAAUAUGAGUUAGAAGUGUCAUUGUAUUCUAAGAAGGAUGACCAGCCUGAUACUGUGAAAUAUCAAGGAGAUGGUGAGAAACCAAAGGCCCCUUCUGCCAUAACCCUGAUAGUUCAACCACCAGCAGCAACAGCAGUGCCAUCUGGUAACCAUUUCUCCAGUACAGCAGCUCCCUCUGCUACAAAAGAUGGUGUCAGUGGUAUCAAAUCCCCAGGAAGAUCCCCCAUAUCCCCUAGGUCACCUUAUAUAUGGGACAGCAGCGUCAGUUCACCAAAAUGGCCCCCAGAAAAGAGUCUCAAUCUGAAACCAAUUGAUUUUGAGUUCCGAGACAUUGAAUACACACCCAAUCCUUUGGUCCUUCACUUGGCUGUGCUGGAGAUCCAUUAUGAUGCCGAAAAAGAUCCAAGACUUAGGUGCCAAUCAUCCAAGUUGUAUGGCAGGAGACGGAAAUUAAUAAGAUCAAUAAGUACACCUGAGAAAAAAAUGUCAUCUCCUGCUAUGCGGCAGGUCAGAACUUUAUCAGCUGAACAAAAUCAAGCUGAUGUAAAAAAUACUGAAGCUUCUUCACUACUGGGAACACCAUUGUACAGGUCUAAAUCUGAAUCUAAAAACACUGAAUCUUCUUCUGUGGGAGUACCACACCAUAGCUCUCAGUCUGUGCUGAAAAAGAAAACAUCGCCUCUGAAGACUGAGGCAUCUUUCCAGGAGCAUGGUGACUCAAAACACAAUGCCGAUCUUCUUGCAGCAGCCAAAGCUGAGCUUCACCUGGUAGACCAGCAAAUUGAAGAGCUGAAAAAGAAGUUGAAGUUUAAAAGCAAAUCACAGCAGGGAGAUGGGGAUUCUGGCAUGGAAUCUUCAACAUUAAAUAAGACAGAAAAGGUGGAAGGAGCUGCCCAGUUACAGACUCCAGAAGUAGCAACAGUCAAGUUAGAAAAAGACCAAACCCCAGUCCAUCCUGAAAGUUUUAAAAUUGACUCGUCCUCACCAGGCAUGCCUGAGGGUAAGCUGUCUAAGCAAGUGAUCAAGAGGAACUUACCAAAGAGGUUUUCCACUGUGGAGAAAGUAAGCUGGUGGCUUGAAGGAGGCUCAGAUGUCUCUGCAGAGGAAAUAGCUCAAUACGCUGAUAGUGAACUGGAUGGUGCAAUGGAUGAUGCCAGCAGCAGAACAGAACCGGCUGAGGAUGAUGAGAACCAAGGUGCAGCAUUAGAUGACAUGUUGAGUAGGAACACUGUGGCUGUUUCAUCCAGGACUGAGAGUAUGAUUGAGGCUGGCAUGGGUGGUAACUUGACUGCAUCAACCGUUUGUAUGGAGAUAACUUCACAGGACAAAGAUGGUAACCAGCACUUAAGGCAUUCAGCAAGUUCAUCUGCAGCUGAUGUUGAAGUUUUAUCAAGCCUUGUUCCCCUGCCUCCUACCCUUCCUCAGAGGAGAAAACUUGCAGAAAUGGCACCCAUGUUGGCAAGGAAAACGGGGGAGAAUAAGAGAGAGCUCAGUCAAUGAGGAGAAGCAGUCAUUACUUGGAGAAAAAGUUAGAGUGGAGGCUAGAGAUGCAUUCUCAGAUGAAGGACAUUGGCAGAUUACUGUCAGCAACACUGCUUUU
Molecule: messenger RNA, 10389 nt
Organism: Lingula anatina
Lineage: Eukaryota; Metazoa; Brachiopoda; Lingulata; Lingulida; Lingulidae
Biological process (GO): negative regulation of gene expression, epigenetic
Cellular component (GO): nucleoplasm
Source: RefSeq, a predicted model, not a curated record